This is a messenger RNA of Sander lucioperca (pikeperch), 1220 nucleotides long. It is a transcript of the gene nfatc2ip, whose product is annotated as nuclear factor of activated T cells 2 interacting protein. Gene Ontology annotation, molecular function: protein binding. The record is from RefSeq and is a predicted model, not a curated record. The coding region runs from base 66 to 1106 and encodes 346 amino acids. Gene Ontology annotation, biological process: positive regulation of transcription by RNA polymerase II; cytokine production. NCBI's taxonomy places the organism in Eukaryota, Metazoa, Chordata, Actinopteri, Perciformes, Percidae. The transcript has 9 exons.
AAUGACUCAUUAUCUCCCACAGUCCGUGAAGGCAGCAGCAGCAGCGCGCGGAUAAAGAAACAAUCAUGGCUGACGCGGUGUCUGACAGCGAGAAGCAGGCAGCGAAGCCGGCCCCCAAACGCAGACGCAUCCUGGACCCUUCAGCCAUCGUCUCUGUUCCCGUUUACUCAAACAAGGUGAGCAGCAGUCUGCAGCUGAAGCCAACGGCAGAAAUGUUCGCUGGAAAAGAAAACUCAGACGACGUUGCAGACGACGGUUUGUGGUCGCCGUUCUCGUCUCCGAAGCGGAGUGCAGCCGUGGUCGUCGGCCUCAGCGACUCCGAAGACGAAGUAGAACACGUGGAGAAGAAAACAGAACCAGCAGCCAUGCGCUGCCCGUCUCCUCCGCAGAGUCCGGUCCAGAAACAGUCCAGACAGGCCCAACGGAAGAUCAGCGAGAUUGACCGGAAGCUCCGGGCGGUGAACUACCUCCUGUCUCCCGAACCUCAGGACAGAAGCUGCAGAAGCUCCAGAAACUCCAGAAGCUGCAACGACGACGUCAUCAUCAUGAGCCCUGACGAUGACGGCGUCAUGAACCCCGACUCGGGGCUCCAGGAUUCUCCGUACAGCUCGUUGGUCCGGGAGAUUCCCCUCAAGAUCCGCUGCCGAACGGACGUCCACAAGAUCCAGGUUCAGUCGUCGACGCCGUUGAGUGAAGUGGUGACCCAGCUGUCCGGCAUCCUUAGCGUUCCUCCUCCUCGCCUGCUGCUGUUGAGGGAGGACGUGGAGCUUCCAACGCACUCAACCGUCGGCGAGCUCGGCCUCGGCAUCGCUGACAUCAUCGAGUGCGUGGUGAUGGCAGCGGAGGACCAGAGGGGAGACAGCAGCAGCAGCAGCAGCAGCAGGAUGACUGUGAGGCUGCAGAGCAAAGACAGAGACUCCUCUCAGGAGUUCUCCCUGCACAGAGACGCCCCGCUGGGCUCCGUCUUCUCCCAGUACCUGUCCCGGAUGUCCCCCGGCUCUCAGAAGAAGGUCCGCUUCCACUUCGACGGCUGCAAAGUGACUCCGGGCCAGACGCCGGCUCAGCUGGACAUGGAGGACGGAGACAUCAUCGAAGUUUGGAUUUAGGUCCAUGACAGCCUCCAUUAUUCUAGAAGACAUGUAAAACCACUGGUUGGUAGUUCAGUUACUUUGUUUGUAAAAGUCACUUUAUUUGUAAAUGUUGAAAAUACAAUAAUCACA